Molecule: messenger RNA, 360 nt
Organism: Drosophila suzukii
Lineage: Eukaryota; Metazoa; Arthropoda; Insecta; Diptera; Drosophilidae
Source: RefSeq, a predicted model, not a curated record
UACAGUUUUGGGGACACGUGAGGCCUUGACUGCUCCACUGGCAACCGUAAACCGUUUGAAAUUCUCACGCAUUGCGCCAAAAGCGUUUAAGCUUUGAAACCGUAUUUGAUUGCACCUGACACAUGUCAUGUGUAACUAAGGAGUCGCCACCAACCAACAGAGGCAACAACAACAAUAAUAGCAACAACAACAACAACUACAGUGGUACCUGUCGCACAACAACAACACUGGUAAGAGACCGGAAAGGAGGGGAAAUCACCUGGAGAGCAACAAGCGGAAACUGCGGUCUGAUGAAUAUCCCGCAGUGAAAUGCACUGAAAUUGUCUCCCAAAUAAGGUGGGGGGUGAUUAAAUGCAGCUG